Messenger RNA from Penicillium griseofulvum, 915 nucleotides. RefSeq names its product Zinc finger, C2H2. The record is from RefSeq and is a predicted model, not a curated record. The coding region runs from base 1 to 915 and encodes 304 amino acids. The transcript has 4 exons. Gene Ontology annotation, biological process: regulation of transcription by RNA polymerase II. NCBI's taxonomy places the organism in Eukaryota, Fungi, Ascomycota, Eurotiomycetes, Eurotiales, Aspergillaceae. Gene Ontology annotation, cellular component: chromatin. Gene Ontology annotation, molecular function: DNA-binding transcription factor activity, RNA polymerase II-specific; RNA polymerase II cis-regulatory region sequence-specific DNA binding.
AUGUCCACAUUUACCCCAUACACCGCUUCUAUUGCGCCGCCAUUUGACCUUAACGGCGCUACUCCCAUGCCCUCAACACUACCAAGUAGCACACAACAAACGGAGAUGUAUCCCAGUCCUAUGAACGCUCCUUCGCCCCAAACGAACUCCAACCGGGUCAGCAAAGCUAUGAAGGGGAAGCGAGUCCACGCAUGCGAGCGCCCCGGAUGUCAGAAGGUGUUUACCAGAGCCGAACACCGCAGAAGGCAUGAGCUUAGCCACGAGCCCAAAAGGCAGUACCCUUGCACAUUCAAAGGGUGUCAAAAAGCAUUCCAUCGUCCAGAUUAUUUGACUCAGCAUAUGGGUCGGCAUGAGAGUGCAGCACGAAAGGAAACCGCAUACCCCCAGAGCAACACAUCAACUCAUCAGCCAACCUUGCAACAGCCGAUGCAAUCGCCACCAACUAACUCCCCUCGGAUUCCAUUUCAAGCGGAAACUUCCGACAAUUUCUCCGGCGUUUGGGGAAGCAUAGAUUCCUCAGUCUCAUGUCCCCAAUAUUCCAGAGGCCAGAGCCAAUCUUCUACACCCGUCGACGACCACCCUUCCCCAUACUCUUACACAAAUGAGAACUACACGAACGAGAUGUGCAGCUCGCCCGUCCCGAGUGAUUCAUUCACGAACCCUCAAUACCCCACCACAGGCAUGCCAGUAGAGAUGGUAACUGCUAUCGAUCAAUACCUGCGGAGCAUCUUAAAACCCGAGGCGUUUUCACUACCCCAGCAAAUGGACCCGGCGAUUUGGGGCCCGGAUAUUGAUAUCGAUCCUACGUUAACAAAGACCGAGAGCACAGACCAACUACCGCUCUAUUCAUGGCCUCCUACACAUUUGCAAUACGGGGAUCAUCUACAAAUGAACCAGCUGUCCGGCAACCGCUGA